CCACAGCUCCCAUCCGCUACUUCAUUACACAUGCAUGCACAACCAUGAAGGAAACAGCGACUGAAAUGCAUCCGGAUUAUAAGCAAUAAUUGUUUUUUUUUUUCAUGCACACGACUGCAGAUGGGAUCGUGCACCAGGUUAUCAUCUCUUCUCUAAGAUAAGACUCACAUCAGCUACCAUAAUGGAUGCAGUGCCAGAAUACUCGAUUUUCCUUGUCAGGAUUUUGGAGGAACUAGACACCAAGUACAGCACGGUGUCAUAUCAGGAUCUGUGUAAGUCUCUGUGUGCUCGUUUUGACCUGGUUCAUCUGGCAAAAUUAAGGAGCUUGCUAUUCUACACGGCAUGUUUGGAUCCUAGUUUUCCUGCUACCUUAUUUAAGGACAAAAUGAGGUGUUCAGUGGAAGAUCAGCAGUCUAAGAAGCUCAUGGUAGCAGCAGACAUUGUGACCAUGUUUAACCUCAUUCAGAUGAAUGGUGGGAUGGCCAAAGACAAGUUAACAGUUAGUCAUAAACCGAAGUUUCAUAAAAAUCAAUCAUUUGAGUCUUGCAGGUCUGAUACCGAUGUUUAUAAGUAUAAUGAGUGUGAAAGCGUGUAUGGCCACACAAACAGAAGGGGUCAUCAUGCUUCUCGGAACUCACCCUGCCCCAAAUCUGAGUGCAACAGCUGUCAGCCUUUUAUACCAGCUUCAGAACCUAAUUUUCUCCUGGGAGUCAGCAAGGAUCUGAAAUGUAGAGCAGCAUCACUGGAUAAGCUGCAGCAUCUGCCUCAGUAUGCUCGUGCCAGUCCUCCUCCAUGUGAGAUGCAGAGUACCUACUUCCCCAUGGAUAUCGACAGCGAGUCAACUACCGACCAUGACUCACUGCACAUUAAUCCGGGUGGCAAGGAUGUUUUCCUUCCUAACUCAGAAUCUUUCUCUGUGCACUCGUGUGUGCAAAAGCGGAAUAUUUUCAAGGAGGACUUUCAUAACCUUGUUGCCUUUUCGCCCCAUGUGAUCUCUGGGGAGUCCAAAGCCAGUGCCAGAGAAAGUGGAGAUUACCACAGGAGGGAAUUGCACAAGCCACCAACGUUCUUUAAUCACAGCUUCGAGUUGCCAUAUAGCAACCCGUAUUUUGAACCUUUCAACUCACCUAUACAAAGCAAAGGGCGAGUAAAGCACGAGAGUCUAGAUGACUUGCAGGCAUCCACUUAUUUUGGCCCAACGACGGUAACCGAGUGUGUGAACACCAAGAGGACUUCUGUGAAGCAGAGCAGACAACCUUCCUGGCCUGUCAAGAGCUUAAGUCUGAACGCAGAUGACGGCUCAGACUUUGAGAGGACCUUUUUAAACCAUAAGAUGCCAGUGGACAAUCCGCGCCAUAUCAGCAUGAUGGACAAUGACCAGCACUUCCAGAGUGCCAAAGAAAAGCCCACAGCCUCUCCAUCAGGCUUCUCCAAGAAGUCCAGCGGACCAAAGACGAAAGAGAUGGCCUCUGUUGGUUGUGGUCCGAGUUCUGAAAAGAGAGAAGGGGGAAAGAGGUAUAAAGACAAGAGCAUUAACUGUCCAUCUCUCCAGACUACUAACAUAGACAGUGCUCUGAGUGUAGGGACUCAGACUGAUCAGUCAGAACAGAGGAAGAUGAAAGACUACACCAUGCACAAGUAUGUAGAGAGGCCAACUUUUAAACAUACCGAUGAGGAGUGUGAAAUCGUUAGUGAUGACAUUAGUGACAUAUUUCGCUUUUUGGAUGACAUGAGCAUAUGUGACUCUAUUGGGAUACCCCAGUCAUCCUGUUACAACAGUAACGGCUCGCUCUCUCAGGUGACAAAGUCAGAUGGUGAUAGCUCACCCGAACGCAACACGAUCAAACUAGGCAAGACUGCCAACAAGCUAGACCAUUUAUUCCACUCUCUGGAGAAUACUGAUGAUGAGCUCAAAGCAAGCGUAUGCAAGCUGGUCAUGAGGAUUGGGGAAAUCGAGAAGAAGCUUGAAUCCCUCUCAGGAGUGCGUGGGGAGAUUUCACAGGUCCUUUCCAAGCUCACCAAGCUGGAUGAGAAAAUUCAAGAGCCAGAAGCAAAUGGAAAAUCCGUUGAGGGUAGCAUGGGCCAGAUUCAGACGGAUGUGAAACUUUCACCACGCAUGUUCCAGUGCCACACUACAGGUCAUACUGUCAAAGUGGACACGAACACAGACUGGUGCUGCUCAGAUGCUAGUGGAAGUGAAAGCCUGAGGGUGAAGGCACUAAAGAAGAGCAUGUUCACACGCAGGUCUUCCAGGUCACUUACAGAGGAGAACAGUGCUACUGAGUCCAAAGUGGCCAGCAUCACCAAUUCUCCUAGAGACUGGAGAACUGUUUCUUAUUCAGGCCAUCCAGGAGAAGAUGUGAAAGAGAAGGACAGGCAUGGUGAAGGCAAGGACAGACAUAGGAAAGCCAAAGAGACAGAUCGGCAGUAUGACCCUCACCAGGCACACAGGUCAUCCAAGGUCCCAAAGGACUCAUACCUGGUGGAGCAAGUGUUCAGCCCCCACCAUUUCCCCCCCUCCGUCAAGACACACGUGAAGGGGAGUCCUCUAUACACAGAUCUACGAUUGACUGGUCUGACUGACAGCAAACGUCCACAGCCCUCCUGGACCAUAGAAGAAUUCAAACGCAACUCAGGAGACAAGAACAAACUCAGCGUGCUGGACCUACAGACCCAGGAGUCACUCAACCCCAAUAAUUUGGAGUACUGGAUGGAGGACAUCUACACGCCAGGCUACGAUUCAUUGCUCAAACGCAAAGAAGCAGAGUUUCGGAGGGCCAAAGUUUGCAAGAUUGGUGCUUUGAUCGCUGCGGCGGCCUGCACUGUGAUAUUGGUCAUUGUCGUGCCCAUUUGCACUAUGAAGUCUUGAGGUCUUCUUCUGUGUUGCCAAUAACCACAAGAAGUUUUGUCUUGCUGAUGUAUGGUUCAUGUUGGUGCCUAGAUUAAGCCUUAUUGUGAAUUUGUUGGAACUUUUAAUGACAGGCACCCUUUCAGAGAACUCGUAUGCUCAGUUUUUGGCUUAAUCCAGGCGCAGUGAACUGGUUCUAGAGUCUAUAACUACAAAUACAAUUCCUUACCAAGGAUUAACAUUUAAUGUUUGUUCUUUUUAUUUCUAGUAGAACAAUUAUUUGUUAACAUAGACUUUUAUGGAACAUAUAUAAAUUUUUCUUGUUUUAUAGCUAGUAUUUAACAUACUAAAUUAAGAUAUUUCAAUUCUGAAAUCUUUAUGUUGUUGCAAUAGACACUACAAGGAAGGAAGCAUAGUAUAUUUUUUAUUUUACUAUAAUCCUAUGAGAAUUAUUUUUCAAUGAAUUUGCAGACAGAAUGUGAUCCUGCACAGCAAGGUUUAUCUUUUUUUGACAAAUCAGGAAUGUUUUAUUGGGUUUGUGCAAUGUUUUCUUUUCUUAAGUAACAAUUUAAAUAUGAUAGAUGAUUAGAUUACUAUAUAUUCAAGAAACCAAUUUUAGAGGAAGUGAAUGU
This is a messenger RNA of Clarias gariepinus (North African catfish), 3480 nucleotides long. It is a transcript of the gene minar1, whose product is annotated as membrane integral NOTCH2 associated receptor 1. Gene Ontology annotation, biological process: negative regulation of cell population proliferation; negative regulation of TOR signaling. Bases 182 to 2869 code for a protein of 895 amino acids. The transcript has 4 exons. The record is from RefSeq and is a predicted model, not a curated record. Gene Ontology annotation, cellular component: plasma membrane. Lineage: Eukaryota; Metazoa; Chordata; Actinopteri; Siluriformes; Clariidae.